UUUCCAGCACUUGCAAUUUGCCGGCGUCGGUCGCUUGUUUAAGAACAGUUACUGCUGUCGUUCACGUUUUCUUUAUUUCCAUCUGUGCUAAAUAAAAUAUAAUCUGCAACAUGUCGAUGUUUUGGGGAUUAAGCAUGAAGCCUAACCGGAAGUACACACAAACCAUUGUGAAAUCGUUCCAUAUUUCGGGCGUAGCACUUGACGAGGGCGACUCCGCCAAACUUUACAUUACUGCAGACAAAACCAAGUUCAUUGUUGCAACUUUAAACAAAAAUUUUCCCCAAAUGACACUAGAUUUGAAUUUCUGCAAGGGCGACAAGAUUAUGUUUCAAACAACUGGAAAUGCUGUGGUUUCAUUGAUUGGCUACUUGCAUGACGCUGAAGAAUCUGACGAUGAAUUCGAAGACGAAGAGGAGUAUGAGAAAGUUGUGAACGCUUUGAAAAAGGGUCAAAAGGCCAAAGAGGGCGCCAACGACACACAAUCUGAUGAAGAUGACAGAGAAGAGGAAGAUGACGAAGACGAUGAAAUUGAUGUAGGUGACAACAAGCUAGCUGCUGAGUAUUCUUCAUUGCUUAAGGAUGAAUCUUACGAUGAGGAUGAUGAAGAGGAUAACGAAGAUGAGGACGACUCUGACGAAGAGGAUGAGGAAGAAAAGAAUGCAGCACCCAAGGCCAAAAAAGCCAAACUAAAUGAAGGUAAGACGCCAGCUAAGGAACAGAAUGGUGUGGCCAAAAAGGAGAAGCAGCAACAGAAACAAAAGCCAAAGAAGCAAAUCAAAGCAUCUGAGGCGAAAAAAGAGCCGGCCAAAGGAAAGGAGGCGAAGCAAACUACCGCUGCUACUGCACCUGGUGGUGAGCGCACCAUCGCGGGAGGCGUUAGAAUCCAGGAGCUACAGGUGGGCAACGGACCCGAAGCUAAGCAGGGCAAACGCGUGUCCGUUUAUUACAUUGGACGCCUUAGAAACGACAACAAGAUAUUUGACAGCAUGAAGAAGGGCAAUGGAUUUAAGUUCGCUUUGGGCGCUGGAGAGGUGAUUAAAGGUUGGGAUGUGGGAGUUUGUGGAAUGAAGGUAGGCGGCAAACGUCGCAUCAUCUGCCCCCCGCAUAUGGCAUAUGGCGCACGGGGCCAACCGCCCACCAUUCCGCCAGACUCUACGCUCGUCUUCGAUGUGGAGCUAAAGGCUGUGCACUAAGCGAGCUUCACGAGGAAAUUAGACACCUAAAUAUAGGAUUAGACAUUAUGAUGGAUUAUCAAAUAUGAAUGCAUACUCCAUUUGGAAAUAUAUCACAAGAAAUGUGCUCAUAUUAUUUUACUCUUAUAACUUUAUAAAAUCCACUUUGCGAACGGUUAAACGUUGAUUUUAAAUAAAGCAGAUUUUUAGAAUA
This is a messenger RNA of Drosophila hydei, 1386 nucleotides long. RefSeq names its product 39 kDa FK506-binding nuclear protein (gene Fkbp39). The transcript has 3 exons. Bases 111 to 1193 code for a protein of 360 amino acids. Lineage: Eukaryota; Metazoa; Arthropoda; Insecta; Diptera; Drosophilidae. Gene Ontology annotation, molecular function: peptidyl-prolyl cis-trans isomerase activity; macrolide binding. Gene Ontology annotation, cellular component: chromatin; nucleolus. The record is from RefSeq and is a predicted model, not a curated record.